Messenger RNA from Dujonia railenensis, 273 nucleotides. NCBI's taxonomy places the organism in Eukaryota, Fungi, Ascomycota, Pichiomycetes, Serinales, Debaryomycetaceae. The record is from the annotation of a GenBank genome assembly.
AUGUCUACCUUUAAUGUAUUGAGAUACUCAGCCUUAGGUGCCGGUGUUGUCUACGGUGCAGUCCACAGAUAUAACUUGUUUGCUGAAGCUGAACAAGUUGAAGCAGCUGCUCAAUUCAAGAAGGAACAAAAAUUAAUUUCCAAGGCCAAAGCUGAAUACGCUAAAUUAAACCCACCAAAGAAAGUUGAAACCACCUCAGGUUCUAUCAACUGGGAAGAUCCAAACUUAGACAUUGGUAAGGCUUUGGAAUCUUUGGUUCAAAAAUUAGAGUAA